Molecule: messenger RNA, 366 nt
Organism: Cladophialophora yegresii CBS 114405
Lineage: Eukaryota; Fungi; Ascomycota; Eurotiomycetes; Chaetothyriales; Herpotrichiellaceae
Exons: 2
Coding region: 1-366 (121 amino acids)
Source: RefSeq, a predicted model, not a curated record
AUGGGCUCCACACCAGCAUUCACUCACUUCUCCAAAGUCCAAUCCGAAUUCAAGCCUCCUUUGAUUGCCAACGAGAACGCUUACCUUGGCGACGUUGCAAGCAGCGAGAAGGUCGACCCUGAGAAGCCCAUCAGCUGCGGCAUCUACAGACUCGAAAAGGGCACUCCUCUCGUUUACACUUAUACAUACCAUGAGAUGAAGAUUAUCCUGGAAGGAGAAUUCGACAUCAGUGAUGAGACCGGUCAAUCCGUUCACGCCGUUGCUGGUGAUGUCUUCUAUUUCCCCAAAGGCUCAGUCAUCACCUUCAAGACCAACACUUACGGCCUCGCCUUCUACACUGGUCAGCGGAAGGAGGAUGCUGCAUAA